Messenger RNA from Aspergillus japonicus CBS 114.51, 1628 nucleotides. RefSeq names its product BCS1 and AAA domain-containing protein. Gene Ontology annotation, cellular component: mitochondrial inner membrane. Bases 33 to 1628 code for a protein of 531 amino acids. The record is from RefSeq and is a predicted model, not a curated record. NCBI's taxonomy places the organism in Eukaryota, Fungi, Ascomycota, Eurotiomycetes, Eurotiales, Aspergillaceae. Gene Ontology annotation, molecular function: ATP binding; ATP hydrolysis activity. The transcript is spliced from 2 exons. Gene Ontology annotation, biological process: protein insertion into mitochondrial inner membrane from matrix; mitochondrial respiratory chain complex III assembly.
CCCAAAUCAACCGCCACUAGCAUUAUUCUUUCAUGAUGCAAGCAAAUCUAACAGUGCCACUGACCCCAGACGCCAUGCUCGAGUUCGCUUUGCCCGGAUUCACAUUUCUGUCUCAUUUUCUAUUGACCCACUUCAAUUUUGACCUGUCCCAUUAUAAUUACAUUUUCCUCCUCAUCAUCAGUAUCGGCAUGGCAUGGCGGCAUUUUCUGCAAUUGUUUGUGACUCCACUAAGCUCUGCCUUGGCAUAUCUUAGUGACUCAUUCACUUGCAGAAUAGAGGUACAAGGCCAGGACAGCAUCUACAGAUAUCUCAUGUACUGGGUGUGGAACAAGGUUAUCAAGCAACGCCAGACCCAGCCCUUGCACUUCAUCCCCUCCACGGAGGAGCACCACUUUUUGUACGCCAGCCCUUGGUACUCUUGGUGUUUCUGGCGCUGGAUCAAGUUCCAGCGCACCAAAAGUAGCGAGGACACGUAUGUCAACGAUCGAAUCGUCAUCUCCUGCUGGGGACUGCCGCUCUGUAACUGGGGCCUAGGCAUGCUCAAGCAGCUGCUGGCCGAAGCGCAGCAGACGUGGCUUGACAAAGACCAGGAUAAAGUCGAGAUUUGGAGUGCCCGAGGGGGGGCGUGGCACCCGUGUGAUGGGCGUGUUCCCAGGCCGCUGGACAGUGUGGUGCUUGACCAGGAAACCAAAGCUGGGGUCUUGGCUGAUAUUGCGAGAUUUCUCAUGAACAAAACCGUCUACGAGGUGCGAGGGCUUCCGUAUCGUCGGGGCUACUUGCUCCAUGGCCCGCCUGGAACUGGCAAGACCAGUCUAUGUUAUGCCAUUGCCGGACACCUGAAGCUACCGAUCUAUGUGAUAGACCCCAGUUCGUCUUCUCUGGACGAAAACAGCUUCCGAACACUCUUUUCCGAAUUGCCUUCGAGGUGUAUCGUUAUGAUGGAGGAUGUGGACUGUACGGAUAUCACCAAGUCACGGGCACCUGGGCACGACAAGAACGACCAGAACAUGAUGAUGUCUGGACGCCCCCUUACUCAGAACGGCAUCUCGCUCUCUGUUCUUCUCAAUGCCAUCGACGGCGUCGAUGCAAGUGAAGGUCGCAUUCUCAUGAUGACGAGCAACCACGCCGAAAAGUUGGAUGCGGCACUGAUCCGUCCCGGACGGGUGGACAUGCGCAUCGAGUUCAAGUACGCGGCACGUGACGAGAUGGAGUCGUAUUUCAAGACGUUCUACUCGCCUCUACAUACUCUGAGGCAUGUAAUGCAGAUCCAACAUGGGGAUCGAGUGCCCAUGAUCACAUCUGGAGACGUCGACAGGCUGGCCUGCGACUUUGCCGCACAGAUCCCCACGGGGCAACUUACGGUUGCGGAGCUCCAGGGGCAUCUUUUAGAGCACAAAGACGAUCCUCAAGCGGCUAUCGGAAACUUAGAGGUACUGCUCCAGAAAACGAAAACUCAGCGCGACGAGCGUGUCAAGGAGCAGUUGAAAGAGCAACAAGUGGAGAUGAAGAAGGAGAGGGAGAAGACCCUGAGCAAGGAAAUAGAGAUGGAGAGAAGGCUGCAGAGAGAGGAGUCUCCCGCUGAGAGAAAAAAAUACCAUUUGCGGUCACGGGGGCGAAUUGGCUACUAG